Molecule: messenger RNA, 276 nt
Organism: Daldinia caldariorum
Lineage: Eukaryota; Fungi; Ascomycota; Sordariomycetes; Xylariales; Hypoxylaceae
Exons: 3
Coding region: 1-276 (91 amino acids)
Source: RefSeq, a predicted model, not a curated record
AUGCCAUCUUCACAGCAAGUCUCGAGCACGCCAUGGCAAGACCGCCUGGCAGAGGUUUGCCGCGAAUAUCAGAUCCAAGCUCCUCAUUUUCAAAUCGUAUCAGAUCGACGCGGCGGCCGUACUGCCUGGUCUAGUAUAGUUACCGUCUACGGCAAGCGAAUCGAAGCGCGAUAUUGGUACGAUGGGAGAAACAUCACCAAUGCCAGAGAAGACGCCGCGGAGGCGGCCCUAAACUGGCUUUCGAACCAAGCGAACCUUUCAUCAAAUAGUUGGUGA